This is a messenger RNA of Nymphalis io (European peacock), 603 nucleotides long. RefSeq names its product cuticle protein 7-like. The record is from RefSeq and is a predicted model, not a curated record. The coding region runs from base 1 to 603 and encodes 200 amino acids. Lineage: Eukaryota; Metazoa; Arthropoda; Insecta; Lepidoptera; Nymphalidae. The transcript is spliced from 2 exons. Gene Ontology annotation, cellular component: extracellular matrix.
AUGACCAAAUUCUUCGUGGUUCUCGUCGCUCUGGUCGCUGUGGCUCACAGCUCAGUAGUACCGGUAGUCAAAGUAGACGAUGACUCCUCCAGCUUUGCCUACGAUGUAGCUGAUCCCAACACUGGUGAUUACAAAAGCCAAGUGGAGACACGUAAUGGUGGAGUUGUUAGAGGACAAUACUCUCUGAUCGAACCUGAUGGCACUAAGCGCACUGUUGACUACACCGCUGAUGAUGUGAAUGGUUUUAAUGCUAUUGUACGAAAAGACCCUGUUAUUGGUGCAUCUGUGAUUGCCGCUACUCCUGUCGUUGCACGCACCAUUGCCGCUCCAGCGGUAGUUUCUACUGGUCCAUCCGUUGUUGCUGCCCGUACUGUUCCUGCUUCCUCUUAUUAUACUGCCUCCGCCCCUGUAGUAGCUAGAUCUUAUGUAGCUCCUGGAGUUUACGCGACCUCCUCUCCAACGGUGUUCUCAACUCGUACAUACGCUGCACCUUCGGUUUUCACUGCAUCACCUGCAACUUAUACUCAUGGAGUAUAUGGCCGUUACGUCUCACCUUACUACUCAACUUAUGGUUACCCUACUACUUCUUUCAACUAUUUGUAA